GCACAUAAUACAAACUCGAGAGCGCAGUGGUGCACAGAAAUUCUUGACUGUAUGUAUAAUACAGAACAUAUAUAGUAAGAUAUAUAAUAUAUAUAUAUAGGAUCAGCGCGCGUCGCCUAUUAUCGGGCUUUGCUGGAGAUCAGAAUUAAAAAAAAAAAAAAAAAAGUAAGCAAAGGAGAGAACGAAAACAAGAGCGACGUCUUAAAAAGGCGAUGCAUAUAAGGACGCUUAGUGCGAAUGCGUGAACCAAGUUGAAGUGGAUCGAGACGAUCGGUCGAAAAUCUGGUGACCAAAGUAAAUAAAAUUUCGUCCUAUCCAAAAAAAUUACAGUUGGUACCGAAAAAUCGUGCGCCGUGUAAUCAACUUACGAGAGUUGUGUUGUGUGCAGGUAUAAUGCACUAGCAACUCGGAGCAGUCGAGUAUUCGAUUCUCUCUCUCUCUCUCUCUCUGGCGUUCGAUGAAUUUGUAUUGUAUACAUAUUGUAUUAAAGCAUUAAGUGUGCUGCUUUGACGCGAGUGUGUGUAGUACCUUACAUACGUGCGCAUCUGUUAUAAACCCGUGUGUGCUGGUGCCUUGGCAGCAGCAGCAGCAGUUUAACCGCGAGUAUACUACAUACAUAUACAGUAUCAUAUACAUUCAGAAGUAGCAGCAGGCCGAGUUUGUGUUCUCCAUCUCUCCGAUCUCGCUCGCUGUUCGCCUCGGCAUAACCUCCAACGUGUGAUAGUGUGCGUAAAAGUGUGUUGUUGGUUGGUGCUCGCUGUGUGAUACAUAUAUAAAUGUGCAAGUGUGCGAAAAUCGAACGCCCGAAAAUUCAACAAAUUUCGGCCGCAGUGGAAUAAUAAUGAGGGCGGCUCGCCGCUGCGCCGACGACGACGACUCCGUUUCCGUGUCUUACUACGAGCGGUGAGAGAGUGAAAUGAGAUGAGAAGCCGAGAUACCACCAAUACGUCGGUUAUCGAGAGCUCAUACUACAAGAUCGUCCAUCGAACGAGAGUGGUCGAGACAGCACGCGCAAAUUUCCGAAAGCAACGAGAGGAUGAGCAAUGAUGAGCAGCAUCAGCAACGGCCGAGUCUACGAUAACGCGAGCAGCAUGAUGAUCGCCACCAACAACAGCAGCCCAGUCAAAUCGACAGGCAGCAUGUCGAUGAUGUCGCCAGUAGCUGACUCGUCGACGUCGUCGUCCGCAGCUGCAGCUACGUCUUCUUCGAUCGACGACCCUAAUAACGAUGCGGACAGCAUGAGCAAGGAGAUCCUCGCUACUCUGGAUCAACAAUCCGACUCGAGUAAUUCCUUUUACAAUCACCACAACAAUCAUUACAAUCAUCAAGACCAAAUGCAGCAGCAAUUAUCCUCGUCGAUGAAUUCGUCCCAGCAGCAGCAAAACCAACAACAACAACAACAACAGAUGCAGCAAAUGCAGCAGCAGCAACAACAACAGUCACAACAGCAGCAGCAAAGGGUACCACCCACGUACGUGUACAGCACCGAGCAUCAUCAUCACUCGCAUCUUUAUCAUAAUGAACGUAACGACAAUUUGGACGACGUCGAGGUCGACGUGGACGACGAGAACAAUCAUCACGAUCUCUAUCAUCAACACAACAAUCGCCAUAACAAUCAUAAUCAUCAUAAUCAUAAUCACGACGGCGAGCCACCGUCGUCGCAGCAGCAUCAGCAGCAGCAACAGCACAAUAAUUAUCGAAAUCAGCUGGCCGAGGAUCAGCUCGGGCCGCUGCCGCUCAAUUGGGAGAAGGCUUUCACCGAGACGGGAGAGGUCUAUUUCAUCGAUCACAAUACCGGCACGUCGCACUGGCUCGACCCGCGAUUAUCCAAGUUUCAAAAACGAUCGCUCGAGGAGUGCCUGGACGACGAGCUGCCUUACGGCUGGGAAAAGAUCGAGGACACCCUCUACGGCACUUACUUUAUCGACCAUGUGAACCGACGGACGCAAUACGAAAAUCCCGUCAUUCAGGCAAAACGUGCUCAACAGAUGCUCCAGACUUCUAUGAACGAGCACAACAACAAGGCCCCACCGCCUUCGGGCGGAUUCACGCGCAAUCCGGACGCGCUCAAGGGCCAACGGCUGCGAACCACCCUAGUAAAAAGCUCGCGCGGCCUCGGCUUCACCAUCAUAGGGGGCGACGACAAUUGCCAAGAAUUCUUACAAAUCAAGAGCGUAGCGGCCAAUGGACCCGCCUGGCUCGAUGGCAAACUCCAGACCGGCGACGUGCUCGUCUACGUCAACGACAUCUGCGUGCUCGGCUUCACGCACAACGAGAUGGUCCAGGUGUUCAAGUCCAUCGCCAGCGGCGAGACCGUCUCCCUCGAGGUCUGCCGAGGCUAUCCGCUGCCCUUCGAUCCGAACGACCCCAACACCGAGGUGCUCACGACGAUCGCCGUAAAUCCGCCCGAACAAGAGCAGAGCCUGUACAUGGAUCUGGAGCGCGCGGUGGCGCGUGGCGAGCGCUUCGAUUUUCUCAACUCGGCGACCUCGUUCAUGCCGGUGUCGCACAGAAACGGCGUCGUUGUCGAGAAUCUCGCGUCGAACGCGUCCGUGACCUCCAUGCCGGAUCUGUGCAUCUCGGAGAAGUUCAACAUCGUCAAGAGGCCCAACAGUACCGAUCUGCUGCUAAACGAUAGCGUGGAUCACGCCGUGACGACGCAUCAUCGAGAGCUGCACGCGACGGAGCAGCAACAGCAGUCUGCACACUCGCCGAUUUCAGGACCCAAAUCGUCGGAAUUCCUCACCAUACCCAUAGUCAAGGGCAUCACGGGCUUCGGCUUCACGAUAGCUGACUCGGCGCACGGCCAGAAGGUCAAGAAGAUCCUGGACCGCGAGCGCUGCAAGAAUCUCAUGGAGAGCGACAUACUGGUCAGCAUCAACGACGUCAACGUGCGCAACAUGUGUCACGCCGAGGUCGUGCAGGUGCUCAAGGACUGUCAUCGCGACCAGGAGGCGCUGAUCUACGUGCAGCGUAGCGCCGCGCUCAAAUCCCCCCUGACCGUGAUGGCCGACAAGGAGAGCAACGGCAGCCCGAGCAAGGACAAGCACGCGACUUUCGACUUCUUUCGUAGCAAGACGCCCACGGCUGACAUCUACAGCACUCAGGCCAAGACCGUCGUGCCGCAGAGAUCGAAGACGCCGCUCAUCGACACGCGCUACAACAAGGAGACCGCCUGCUCCCCGCUGCCACCGCUUCUACCGUCGAGCAGCAACGUGAUCGUGCCUCCACAGCAGACGGUGGCUGAGCUGAGGGACGCCCUGGAGAACAGAUACAACAAGUUCAACAAUUCCAACGGGAACUACGCGAAUCAACCCAUCUAUGGAUACACCGACGUGCCGUAUAAGACGGAGAUGAGCCACAUGACGGAUAGUUUCGCGGGUAUGGGAUUGAACACACGACUCGAUGUCGAGGACAGUCUCCGCGAAGUUCUGAAACAACGCGAGGAUUGGCUCGGUAUGAGCAUGAACGGCGGUGAAAACAUCUACGGUAUCAGCGUGAAUCACCACUCGCAAUCACCCAUGUCCAAUCACCACAUGCCGAAACAAAACGGCGGCACCUAUCAUCAUCAGGCCCAACAAGAGCCGAUGGGCGAUUAUUACAAGGAUAUUUACGGCACGACGUCGCACUACGACAACGGCCAGCAUCAUCAUCAGGAUUACAUGGCGAUGUGCGCCGGACAGGAACAGAACGUCGAUACCGGCGAGAUCUGGGACAAGAGGAAAGAAAGCACGAGCUUCGAACACGAGCAGCCGCGCUCCAGUUCUAUCACACAGCAGUACGCUAAUUAUGGCGAUGGUAUGAUGAGAGUUAGCGAUAUGGUGUAUUCAAGAAUGCCGGAUAUCGAAUGGAUCGAGUCCUUAGUAACCCUCAUACGCCAUGAUAACGGGUUUGGAUUUAGAAUCGUAGGCGGUACAGAGGAAGGAGCGCAGCAGGUAUCUGUCGGACAUAUCGUACCUGGCGGAGCAGCAGACCAAGACGGCCGCCUGAGUUCCGGCGAUCUGAUCGUGUCGGUCGACGGGGAAUCGGUACUGAACUCGUCGCAUCAUCGCGUCGUCCAGCUGAUGAUCGCAGCCGCGCAAAAUGGCCAAGUUACUCUGGGAGUCAGGAGGCGGGUCAUGCCCCAAGAGCAUCAGCUACAUCGCGAGCAGAUGCAGUCGGUCGCCUCGAAUUACGGCUGCCGGGGUAUCGGCUUGACCGGCAUCAAUCACAUUCAGUAUCCGUACGAUGUCACGGUGACGCGCGAGGAAAACGAGGGUUUUGGUUUUGUACUGAUAUCCUCGGUAAACAAGGCCGGCUCGACGAUCGGUCGUAUCAUCGAAAGUUCGCCGGCCGAGAGGUGCGGUCGGCUCAACGUCGGAGAUCAUAUACUUGCCGUCAAUCGCGUUGAUAUAACCAACGCUUGCCAUAAAGAUAUUGUGAAUCUCAUCAAAGAUUCCGGAUACUCGGUUACUUUGACGAUAGGAUAUCCACUUGAUGACUGCUGCAGCAAUACAUCUCUUUCUCAGAAAGAUGAAACCAUAAGCGAAGGCGAUAGUGGUCAAUAUCACGCAGUGGAACUGACUAGAGGUACUCGUGGUUUUGGAUUCAGUAUACGAGGAGGACGAGAAUUCCAAAAUAUGCCAUUGUUUGUGCUGCAAAUCGCCGAAAAUGGACCUGCAUCGAUAGACAAUCGUCUAAGGGUUGGCGAUCAAAUUAUAGAAAUUAAUGGAAUAAAUACAAAAAAUAUGACUCAUACAGAAGCCAUCGAAAUUAUAAGAAACGGUGGCCCGACCGUAAGGCUGCUUGUACGACGAGGAUGUCAAAUGCCUUCAGUGAAUUACAUGAGUAUUGAUGAAUUAAAUGAAGCUGCGGAAGAUUCACGGAUGAUAGAGCAUGAAGCUGCAAACAGCCAAAUCAUAACAAGACGUUCGAAAGACAAUAAAAGAGUCUCAUUAUCGUGUUGCUGUACAACUCGGCCGCGACGUUUAAGUUGAUUUUUUAAUAAAAAUCUUAUGUUUAAGAAGUAAAUAUUAUACUGUAUAUGAAUUUAUUUAAAAAAGAACAAAAUCGUGCGACACGAUUUUUCAACUUUUAAUUAUUAAAUAAUUAAUUGUAAUGUACGUGAUCCAAGAUUUUUUUGUGGACUUGAAAUAAUGCGCUCCGAGAGAUUUAUUAUAUAGAACUUCAAAAGUUUUAAACAUAAUGAUAAGACGUAUGUUAAGAAAUAUACAUUAAUUUAUGGUGACGUAAAAUUAAUUUGUUGAUGCAUUUAUAUUUUUAAGAAUGAGUUACAUUCUUUUAUACAUACAUAUAUGAAUGAAUGAAGACCUACUGUUUUUAUAUAAUAUAAAAAAGAAAUGAGUGCCCUCUUCUUAAUUAUAAGGAAUGAAUUACGAGCAGAAUUCAUUAAUCAAACAUAACAUAUUUCACGAAUCUGUGUACAUAGAAACAUUUUUUCAAUUGAAAGAGUUUCUUCAAAAAUAAUUGGAAACAAUUCUUAUUUUGCAAUAAACUAUGUUCCAUUUUAUGCAACAUUUUUAUUGGAAAAUGAAUCAAAGUAUUUUUAAGGGAACUUCUUCGUUGUUACAAGUUAGGAGUACUGUUCAACUCUGUCGUCACCAAAGAAUGCGUUCAAUAUUUUGAUUGCAGUGUAUUUUUUUCAGAUAUCUAGAAAAAUUGAUUUUAUGAAACGGAUUUGUGAAGUUUAAGAGCUUAUUUUAUGUGUAGAAAUUCGAGAAUUGAGCUUAAAACUGUUGAACAAAUUUUCAUCGAGUAUGAAAAGUGUAUAUUUUUAUAAAAAUAUUUAGAGCUAAUGAGAUUUCUUCAAAACUCGAAUCAUGAUAAAAUUGUUAUAUUUGGAGAUCUCAUUUCCGUUGAUACAUCAUUGAAUGUUCACAUUACAUAUUAUAUAUCAUUUACAAAACAUGUAAAUGCUUAUAUAUUUACGAAUUUAUGCAUUUACAUAUUUUAAUUUAUAUAUACAUAUGUAGAAUCUAUAUACGGUAAAUUUAAUCCCACAGUUAUGACUUUCGAAGUAAAAUAUUAUGUAAUGUAUCUAUAUACUUUUACAUUGACUUGUGAACGCUGAAACUUUUUUUAUCAUAAAAAUUUUUAACUAUUUUCUUAUUAGUAAUAAAUUUAUGUAAAUACA
Messenger RNA from Trichogramma pretiosum, 6133 nucleotides. Its product is annotated as membrane-associated guanylate kinase, WW and PDZ domain-containing protein 1-like. Lineage: Eukaryota; Metazoa; Arthropoda; Insecta; Hymenoptera; Trichogrammatidae. Gene Ontology annotation, biological process: signal transduction. The transcript is spliced from 11 exons. Gene Ontology annotation, molecular function: protein binding. The record is from RefSeq and is a predicted model, not a curated record. Bases 1044 to 4976 code for a protein of 1310 amino acids. Gene Ontology annotation, cellular component: cytoplasm.